This is a messenger RNA of Calliphora vicina (urban bluebottle blowfly), 1553 nucleotides long. It is a transcript of the gene msb1l, whose product is annotated as msb1l. Bases 91 to 1242 code for a protein of 383 amino acids. The record is from RefSeq and is a predicted model, not a curated record. The transcript is spliced from 2 exons. NCBI's taxonomy places the organism in Eukaryota, Metazoa, Arthropoda, Insecta, Diptera, Calliphoridae.
AAAGCGUAAUUUGAAUACAGCUGCAGCGGGAAAUUAUUUUUCAUUUUGAUUUCGAAUAUUAAAUAAGUUAGUUUGUUUUUAGUGAAGAAAAUGGGAGCGAAACAAACAAAAAUCGAUGGCAGUUACCUACCAAGCACACCUGUUGCGCAAUAUCCAUCCUCUCAAUUCGUUAAUAUGAAUUUUAAUACUGAAAAUAGCUUGGAUCCAAGAUCACCAGCUGGAUGUCGGACUCCAAUUAAUCUUCCUAGUAAACGCAUUGAUACAAAUAUGCAAUUGGCCCCUGUGGAAAUGCCUGAACGUGACCCUAAUUCUGAUAAUGCCUUAGAUACUCUGCGUAAACGUUUCUUCAAGGGCUUCACAUGUAACCUCAAUGAUCCAAGGUCACCAAGUCUAAAUCUCAAUCGUACACCUUUAGUUUUUGAAGAUUCCCUUGAAAAAUCUCUUAGCCUUGAUGAUACAUUUGCAGAUCUUUUAGUAGAUCCACGUUUGCCAGAUGCUCUAAACGAAGUAAAGCCUUCAGAAGAGAUUUCCGAAGAUAAAUGCGAGGAAGAUGUCGAUAUUGAAAUGCCAGAAGAAAAGGUAAUUUUAGAAUUAGACAAACCAGAGUCAGCUCCUCAGACUCCUAUAGCUCUGCAACAAGAAUUCGAUCCACGUUCUCCGUCAAUAGGAGUAGAUAGAACACCCAUUAUUUUUACUGAUGAUGAUGCUGAUGAAACAAACGAAGAUGUAAUGCUUGAAAGCAUAUUAGCUACUUUAUCGCUUAAUCUUAAUACAAGCGGAAAUAGCAGUAUCGUAUCAAUUACACCACAAAAUGUCAAUGUAGAUUUCAACGAUACAAAUGAUCUUCAUGUUGUGGCUAAGCCCAUGAACAAACACUUGGAUCGUGUGAGAGCUGGUAAGAAAAGCUCAUCAAAAGCCACUCAUCGUAAGCCAAAGAGACGUCAGUCACGUCAACAAAUUUAUGAAGAUCGGGAAAACCAUAUGCCAACGACACCAAAAUUGAAAGUCGUCACUCAAAACAAUAAAAAUGACUCGGCAAAUGGCAAACGCACUCCCCUGAGUUGUGUUCGCAAUCGUAAUGGCACUCAAGGUCGUUCGCGAUCUGUAGAGUCGUCUGCCAAAUCAUUUAAAACUCGUCUAGCUCUUACUAGUUUCGAUGAUACUUUAAAUCCUGCUGCAAAUAAUAAGGUACCUUCGUUGCGAAUCAUGCAGCAAGGUUCACAGGAUUCCAUUGAACUUUAAUUAUUGUUUUAUUAUAGAAUUUUUUUAUAUUUGAAUUCAUUCAUUUUCACUCAUUCAUAUUUUUAUUCACUAUUUUUUCAUAAACAUAUUUUAAUUAGCGUAUUCAUUUCAUAUAUUACGAUAGUUUUAUUAUAUUUACAUUAGUAUUUUUCUGCAAGAUACUAUACACCACAUCUGUUGUAAAGUCUGAUUCAACGAUGUCCAUUAUGCCUUACAUUUGGAGGUUACAAACAAUAUAAUAUUGUUUUGUCUUUUAUAUUAUAAAAAUCUUAUAAAAAAAUAAUAAAUACUAUUCACACUUAUUUUACAUA